Molecule: messenger RNA, 1518 nt
Organism: Nicotiana tabacum (common tobacco)
Lineage: Eukaryota; Viridiplantae; Streptophyta; Magnoliopsida; Solanales; Solanaceae
Source: RefSeq, a predicted model, not a curated record
AUGGGGCAGCUUGCUAGUGCCCAAAAUACUCGACCAGUUGGAGCUCUUCCAAGUGACACCGAGGCUAAUCCUAAGGCAUAUAUUAAUGUUGUAUCAUUGAAGAAUGGGAGACGGUUAGAAGAAGUCCUAUCGAAAAAGAGGAAGCAAGUGACCUUUCAUGAGAAACCGGCCACCAUAAAAGCAGAAUCAGAAAAAGCAAAGGAGUCAGAGAAGCCAGGUGAAGAGGCGGUGGCUAAGAAACCCCCACCAUUAGUGCAAAUCAAUAUUCCACUGGUAGACAUCAUGCAAGAAGUGCCCAAAUAUGCCAAAUACAUCAAGGACAUAGUGGCAAAUAAGAGGAGGUUGACAGAGUUCGAGACAGUGGCACUCACUGAAGAAUGUAGCUCAAGAAUUCAAAGCAAGCUACCUCAGCAAUUGAAUGAUCCGAGUAGUUUCACUUUCCAAAUCUCGAUUGGAGUGAUUGAAGAUGUGUUAGUUCAAGUGGGAUCUUUUAUAUUCCUUACUGAUUUUAUUAUCUUGGACUAUGAGCCUGAUCAGGAAGUCCCAUUUAUUUUGGGGUGUCCAUUCUUAGCCACGGACCAAGCUAUCAUUGAUGUAUGUGAAGGAAAGAUAACGAUGAGAGUGGGUGAUCAAGUGGAGGUAUUCAAUGUGUAUAUAGCACUCAAAUUGCCAGCCCACUAUGAAGAGAUAUCCAUGAUUUCUGUUGUGAAAAGUGAUGUGACAUCAUUGGUACCUUAUGUGAGCCCCAUAGAUCCUCUUGAACGAGCCUUGAUUGGGGAUGAAGAAGAUAGUGAAGAUGAGAUGAUAGAAGAAAUUGAGCAAGUACUUAACAUGUCUUGCAGUUAUGUCCAUGGGUUUGGGAGACUUGAGCAGUUGGACAGGCCUGUUACUCUGAACCUUCCUAAGCCAUCUAUUGAAAAAGCUCCAAGGCUAGAGCUUAAUCCCCCUCCAGCGCAUCUGCGCUAUGCUUAUUUGGGGAACUCUGAGACAUUGGAAGUGAUUAUCUCAUCCAGCUUAACCGAUGUGCAAGAAGAAAAAUUUCUCAGAGUACUUCGUGAGCAUAAAAAGGCUAUUGGGUGGACAAUUGCUGACAUCAAAGGAAUCAGUCCAUCAUUUUGCAUGCAUAAAAUCUUUCUGGAAGAUGGACACCACCCCAUUAUUGAGCAACAAAGGAGAUUAAAUCCCAUUAUGAAAGAGGUCGUGGAGAAGGAAGUAACUAAGUGGCUCGAUGCAGGUAUCGUGUUAGGCCAUAGAGUGUCAAAGAGAGACAUUGAAGUUGAUAAGGCAAAGGUGGACGCGGUUGAACAAUUACCUACACCCAUUUCUCUGAAGGGUGUCCGGAUUUUCUUGGGACAUCCGGGGUUUUGUAGACCCUUUAUUCAAGAUUUUUCAAAAAUUGCUAGUCCAUUAUGCAGGUUGCUUGAAAAGGAUGUAACCUUCAAUUUUGAUGAACCCUGCCUGAAGGCAUUCAAGGAGCUCAAGAAGAAAUUGGUGGCUGCCCCCAUUAUUCAGUACUAG